AGCCGCCAUGUUGUGUGUGGGCAAGGCCCCCAGAGGCGAGCUAGCCGCCAUGUUAGGUGUGGGCAGAGCCCCCAGCAAGGAGGCUUAGUCGCCGUAUCAGGUGCUCAGCGGAGAGAGAGGCCCAGCCGCCAUGUUAUCUGUGGGCAAGGCCCCCAAGGAGGGAAGGCCAAGCGGGGGCCUAGGUCUCUCCCCUUCCCUCAGAGCAGGCCUGGCUCCUAGCGAGGAAUGGGUGGGUCGCACGAUAACAAAUCCCCCGUGUAGCUGCAGGUCCCUCUGACUCCGGAUCGCGGGGAGGCUCGCUCCACCCCUCACCAGUCCCAAGCCUGGAGAAUGGGACGCUCUGGCUUCGCCUGUGGCGGUAGGUCAGGUCAUGUGACCCCGCCGCCGAGGGGGCGGGGCUCCCGGAAGUCCCUAGGAUGACAGCGGAGAGUGAUCAUUACUGAAUAUGUUGAAUAGCACUGGUCCCAGUACAGACUCCUCUAUUGUGAGAGUGCAAUUCCUUAACCCAGACUCACUGUCAACACCUGUUACAUACAGUCCCUGACUCUUCUGCCUUUGUUUACACUGAUCACUUUCUGCCACUGAGACGGGUCUGGAGUGAAAAGCUAAAGAUGCUGCUGUUCUUCCGUAAAAGGAAACCCAGUGAUGAGGCCCGGAAGCGUCUUCAAUACCAAAUGUGCCUGGCAAAAGAAGCUGGUGCUGAUGACAUUCUUGAUAUAUCUAAAUGUGAACUCUCCGAGAUUCCUUAUGGCGCUUUUGCAACAUGUAAAGUUUUGCAAAAAAAGGUGCUGAUUGUUCAUACUAAUAAUCUAACAUCUCUGGUUCCAAAGUCCUGCAGUCUCCUGAAUCUCAUAACUGUGAAGGUUUUAGAUCUCCAUGACAACCAGCUGACAUCGCUUCCUGAUGAUAUUGGCCAGCUGACAUAUCUCCAGGUCCUAAACAUUGAAAGGAAUCUCUUAAAAUCUCUUCCACGGUCUAUAGGGGACCUCGCCCAGCUCCAGACCCUCAAUGUGAAAGGUAAUAAGCUGAAGGAGCUGCCUUCUACCCUGGGUGACCUGCGCAGCUUGCGCACCCUUGAUAUCAGUGAGAAUCUGCUGCAGAAAUUGCCCCAGGCACUGGCUCACAUCCGCACGCUGGAGACUCUGAUGCUGGAUGCUUCGUCCAUGACCUACCCGCCGUAUGAUGUUUGCAGUGCUGGCACAGAGUCUGUCCAGCAGUUCCUGUGCAAAGAGUCGGGAAUCAAAUACUGCCCUCCCUCCCAGUAUCUUCUUCCAGUGCUGGAAAGUGAUGGAGGAGAAACAUCAGUGGAUGGUGUCGACAGGCAUGUGCAUAAAUACAUGGAGGAAGAGAGCGAGUGGCAGAACAAAUUCUUGGAUUAUGAGAAGAGGAAGGAAGAGAAGAUGCUGGAGAAGCUGGAGUUCGAGCGUCGCCUGGACAUGGGGCAGAGGGAGCAUGCUCAGCUUCUUCAGCAGAGCAGCAGUCAGAAGGAGGAGAUUCUGCAGACUGUGAAGAAGGAGCAGGUGAGGCUGGAGAAAGGUCUGACGAAGCAUCAGCGCAACCUGGAGGGAGAGCACCUGAAGCUGCUGGAGCAGCUGAAGCAAACGGAGCAGGGCAUUGCCAGCCGAAUCCAGAAGCUUCUGGAGGAGAAUCAGAGGCAGAAACAAAGUUCAGAAAUUUUAAAAUCCCUGGAGAACGAGAGAAUAAGGAUGGACCAGCUGAUGGCAAUAACGCAGGAGGAGACAGAGCAGCUACGCAGAAGGGAAGUGGCCUCUGCCAUGCAACAAAUGCUGGCUGAGAGCUACAAGAACAAGCUCAUCCACAUGACCUCUGAAUCUCGAAGGCAAGACCUCGUCAACCAGGCAUGCUCCAGCCUGGCAGAGAUGGAUCAGAAGUUCCAACAAAUCCUGGCUUGGCAACAGCUGGAUCAGAACAAGGCCACUAGUCAGAUCCUGCAGGAGAGUGAAAUGCAGAAAGCGGCCUUUGAAGCCCUUCAGGUGAAGAAGGAUCUCUUGCACCGGCAGAUCAGGAACCAGAUUAAGUUAAUAGAAACAGAGUUAUUGCAGCUGACACAGCUGGAGUUAAAGAGGCAAGAACUGGACACAGAGACACUGCAGGAGGUGAUCACAGAGCAACGCCGAGCCCUGAGCUACAUGCUGCAGCAGCUGCUCAAGGAGAAGAAGCAAAGGGAAGAGGAACUGCAACAAAUCCUGCUGGAGAUGGAGGCAAAAAGUGAAACAAAGCAGGAGAACUACUGGCUGAUCCAGUAUCAGCGCCUGCUGAACCAGAAGCCUCUCUCACUGAAACUCCAGGAGGAGGGCUUGGAGAGGCAGCUGAUAAACCUGCUAAUCGAGCUGUCGGCUGAACAGUACGUACCAAUCUUUGCCCAUCACCGGCUGUCGCUGGAAAUGCUCAGCACCAUGACCCUCAGCGACCUGGCAAAGAUUGGAAUCACAGAAACUGGCCUGCAGCACACGAUCCUCAGGCGAGCCCAGGAGAUCCUGGCUGUGGCUAAAACAAUCCCAGAGCUGCUGAAGAGCACUGAGACCAAGGGCCCUGCUGCCCCAGAGCCGAGUGCCCCCCCUGAAGAAAUCCUCCCUUCUGCACCCCAGCUGGAGCUGGACGAGAGGAAGUCUGAGUGCGUGGUCUGCAUGGAGCAGGAGGCCCAGAUGAUCUUCCUGAACUGUGGCCACGUGUGCUGCUGCCAAACAUGCUGCGAGACCCUGCGCAUCUGCCCCCUCUGCCGCAAAGACAUCGUGCAGCGUGUCCGCAUCUUCCACAGCAGCUAGCCAGGGAGCAGCUGCUGGGCUCUUGGGGCUGGAGGUGCCAUCAGCUGGGAAGGCCGCUGCCCAAGGCUCCUCGGAGGCCUGGGUGGGUGUCCGAUCUGCUCAUCUCCAUGCCGCAGCGUAUCAACCACCCCUCCCAGUGUCACGUGUACACUUUGCACUGCUCAGAGCCUGUGACUGUGAGGCCGCUUUGGGGAGGACUGGAAUGUGCACUGUCACCUCAUGUCCUGGGGGGGUAACUCCAGGGCUGAAUGUUCUCAUAUGCUCCAGUAGGCAUGUUUAGCACACGCCUCUUCCCCCACAGUAACCCCUGCAGUCGCCCCCUGUGCUAUGCAGAUGGAAGCAGACGCUGCUGAGUGACUUAAGGGCUGUCUCAAGUCCCCGUGAGUGUCGGUGGAUUUCUGCCUCCCUUGCCUUGCCUGUCUGUGUGCUCCCAAGAUGCCUGGGGGGCUGCAAGCCCGUCCCUUCCCUGUCUAAUGUAUUUAUUUGCCUUCAGCAACAUGAUCACACUACACUGUUUCCUCCAAGCCAGAGGAGACUGGUUCAGUCAGUAGCUUCCUUUUGUGCUCUGAGUAGCUCCCUUUGUGCAUGGCCCUGGGCACCUGGGAGACCAGAGCUCCUCCAUGGGGUGCUGUUGUGGGAAAAGACAAGCACUUGGUAGCAAGCAUGGGAUUCUCUGGGAACCCUGUCAGGCCCUCACACCCAGACUGCUCCAAGCCCUCACACUCCUGCACCGGAGGGAUCUGACCCUUAGCAACUGACCAUGCUGGGAGAACCAUGAUUCCCCCCCCACCCCCGACACACACACUUUAACCCAUCUCCCAUUGCAGGGGGAGGGCCUGUGGGUCUGCUGGCAAGGAGCUGUCUGUCAGGUUGGAUCUGCUGGCUAGACAUAGAGGGGGCUGGUUCUGAAUGUAAGUGGCUGCUCCAGUCUUGCAGCUUGGACUGCAGGCUGAUAGCGCAGGUCAGGCAUGGACUGGGAGGGCCCAUUCCCGUCACUGGGUUUGGGGAGGGACAGACUAAGUAGCAUCCGUCAGCGAUGUGACUGGAGAACUUGCAGCUGACCCUGCAGGAUGGGGCCCACAGCUGCUCUGCACAGGUGGUCCCGCUGGAAUUGUGGGGCCAUUUGUCCAGCCCUGCCAGGUCCUGGGUGAAAAUAAAUGUGCAUCUCUGAGCUAAGGCUCUGAUUUCCUCGGGGCGCUGCUGCCGCCCUGAGCCAGCACGGUCUGUGGGGGAGAGCAGGGCACUCUUGCCAAAGCUAUAGGCGGGAGGUAGUCGUGCAUGGGGGGAGGGUGAUGUUCUUGAUGGAGCUGUUGGCAGCUUUGCAUUGGGAGCAGGACAUUUGGUUAAUUGCUUCUCCAUUUUAAUUAAUAAGUAACGAUUUCAGUAAGUUCCCGCUUUCUAGACCUUGACCUACAAGCUGAACCAGCCUGUCUCAUUUCCCCAGGCGCAGCUGGUUUGUGCUGGUGGCUGUUUACUCACGUUUUCUUGAGAAGUGUGAGGGCAGUUGAAGGGUGACUCAGUGUUGAGUACUGGCCUUUUACCUCCAUGGGCCGAGGUUCAAAGCCGGUCCUGGAUCCCCAGUAGCAAUGGGACUGCUGGGAUCUCACUGGUUAUCCUCCUCUGUCUGCAUCAGCGAAGCCCAGCUCCUCAGAGCUGGUGGUGUUGGCUCAUCUCCCUCCCAGAGACCAGCGGGGGCCACUGCAGGGUGGCGGCAGAGCUGGGAGGUGGGAAGGCCACAGCAUAGGACUGGGAUAGGAGGCAGUAGGACUAAAGUGCAGGUGGAGCUAGACCUGCUGGUGCCAGGCCUGGCUCUCCAGAGCAGCACUAGGCAGUUCCCUCACUGAUCUCCUCAGCGGCUGAGCUCUGGGAGGAAGGAUCCAGAACGUGGGACCCACUGGCUGCUUCUCUGGCCCCGGCCCCGUGACUGGUGAUGGCAAAACAGUGGAAGGCUGAUGGGCCCGAGGCUACGAGACGUGCCUUGGGGGAGCUGCAUGCUCUCUCUGCGCCAUGGUCAGGUGGCAUUAUGAGCAUCCUUGGUCGGGGGGGUCACUUCCCAUCUGAGGGACCCAGGAGGGCUGAAAGAAGGCCAUGUCAGUGGGGUCCCAGGGCCGGUUUCUCAGCACGGCAGGGGGCACUACCCACCAAUGACAUGGAGGAGCUGCCUAAAUGAACUCGGAUUGAAAUGGGGUAGGGGCCCCACAGAGGGGUCUCUCUCAUCCCAUCCCCAGGGCCUUUUAUUGCUGGGUCCUGAUCCUGUGGGUGGCUGAGUCCCCUUCGCUCCCAGGGCCUUCUGUGGGGGGAGAGGCAGGAUCAGGCCCUUCCUCCCUGAUACAGGGCUCAGUGCUGGAGCAGAAGGUUCGUGCUGGAGCUUCCUUUGGCAUCUUCCCCGGCUGUCCCGCUCUCUCUAGGCUCCAGGACCCUGUGUGGGGGCUGUUCCAGGCUGAGGACUCUGAGGAGGUGCAUCUUGGCACAUCUCUGGGGAUCCAAAGUCAGCAUUGGGCCUAGGCAAAAAAAAACCCCAAGGCCCAUCUGCCUUUGCCUCAGAGAGCAGGCUGGUCCCUGGCUCAGUCUAGGAAAGCAGCUUUGACCGCUCUCCUGAGCCCCUGCUCACAGAACAGUUACUGUGCCCCCAGCGUGUGGCAGGGGAGUCAGACAGCGGCAUGGGCUUAUGGCAAUGGCAGCAGCAUGCACAACACCUUAUCCCCACGUCUCAUCCAGCCCAACUUGGCACUGACCCUGGCAAGUGAGUUUGGGGUCUGAGUUCCCAAUGAGCUGGAAGCUAUGUCCCACAACUCCCCCUUCCUGCAGUGCCGUCUCCCCACUGACCCUUAGGGCCGAUCUGUAGGCAAGGGUGCUAUGGGCCUUGCGAGUUCAGUAGCCAGAGCUGCCCAGCACCUGUUUACUAGCUCCCACCUCACCCACCCACUCUGGAAAGGCUCCCUCCCCUGCCGUGCUUGCCCCCAGCCUGCGAGCCAGGCCUUUCCACAGCACCCCUGAAGCCCUUGGGGAAGGCUAAGACCGUAGUAUGGCUGUCACAUGUAUGUAUUUCACUACUGAGCCUGUAUGUGAAUAAAUGCCUUCAAAGGGUGGGUCCUGGCGAGGCCUGGAUUGAAUUUCCUGCCCCGGGCUCCCAUGCCCCAUGGACUGCAAGCGUCUCAGAGGGGCACGGGGAGGAGAGUGCCCCUCUGGCUCUGGCAGGUUCAGAGCUCAGGCGGGUUGUGAACCGGGGUGUGUUGGGGGACAGAGUAGGGGCAGGGAGGGAGGCUCCAGCAAAGACAAGACUCAAGCCCUUACAUGCAGCUGUUUGCUGGAGAGGUGGCAGUGUCUGUAGGGAAAGGCCUGUGUCCCAUUGUUGUGUGUCUUCCCUGGGACUGUCAGGUUAGAUCCUCCAGCUGCUGCUCUGGGGGCAAGGCCUGGCAUGUGUGAAUGCAGCAUCACAGGUGUUUCUGUAACACUGCCCAGCCACCUGUGCCAAAGGUAAGGCAGAGGUAAUGAAUGACCAAGGCAAGAAGCAAGGUCCACAGCUUGCCAAUAAACAAGCCUCAAGCCAAAGGUCCUUGGAUAACGCAGAGCUAGGAGGUGUGUUUCUUGGCCCUCCCCCAUGUGGUAGCUGGGAUUGGGCUGUGGGAAUGUCUCGCCUGUCGCUGCUGGGAAUUGCUGGCUGCUGGUUGUGCAGACCUAUUUGUGUCUUGUUUCUGGCAAAAGAAAAGAAAGAGGCAUGAAACUGAACAAUAACAAACCAAUCGCCCUGCUAAGGGCUAGCGCUCCCUCCACAGCCCGUGGCAGCCGCAACAGCUAAGGCUCUGCAUCUUGGGCUGAGUCCCCUGCUGUUGCCCAGCCUAUGGCAAUGCCAUUGAGGGGGGGGGCCUAUGCUGGUAACACAGGUCAAGCCUCAUGUCCCCACCUGGGGCCUCCCUUGCACCCUGGGUGUUCUGGUCACCUUGUAAGUUAGAGAGGAAGGUGGGUCCUGCAGACAAUGGACGGAACUUCCCACUCAGCAGCCUCCCUCCUACCCACCUCACCUUGCCUCCCCUACCAGCAGGCUGCCUACUUCUUUGCUAGCUUCCCUCCUUUCCCUGUUGGUUCCAUGGUGCCCUGCUUGCCAUCCUCAACCCUUGAUGGCCAACCUUCUGCUGCCAGCCUUGGACAGAUACUGGAGAGAAUUUCCCCAAAGCCCCUCUGAGUGCAGCUACUGUUGGAAGAGUUGAUGUAAAAAUAGUACCUUUUCACUGCGCAGCUCUGCGACCUGCAGGGACUGUGCUGAUCAUCUAGUCAGAGCUCUUGGAGAACCUAACCCAGUGGUUUGUGUAUCUAGCUCAAUUCCUGAGUGCAGCUUUUGGAAAGCCAGCCAGUCUUGAUUUUAGAUGCCAAGUGAUGGAGAAGCAGCCUGGGCUCAUUACACUUCCUUUAAAUUUUGCAUCUUGUUUUCAGUUUAAAUUUUGCUGACUUCAAGUUCUGGCCAUUGCGGCUUAUUUUGCUUUUGUCAUUCUGCUCAAUUAAAGAGCCCUGUAGUAUCAGCAAGACCUCGGUGUAGGUACCAAAAAACCAUGACAAAAUUACCUCUGCCCCUUCUGUUGGAUAAACUAAAUAGAUUGAGCUCCUUCAGUCUCUCACUGAGCUCUCACCGGGUGGUUUCCAGGCCCCAGGCAAUUCUUGUAGCCCUUUGCUGAACCAUUUCCAAAUCUUAAACCUUUCUUUAAUGUGUGGACAGCAGAACUGGAUGGUCUCACUAGGGCCAUGUGCAGAGGUAAUACCACCUCCCUCCUCCUAACUAUUCCCUUCCAUACUGUGUUAGCCAACGGCCUUGCACUAGGAGUGCAUGUUCAGUUGGUUAUCCACCUUGGCCCUUCAUCCUUCCCAGAUGUACAGAUUUUACUGGCUAUGCUACAUUGUUCCUGCAUUUCUCUCCUGCUAGCCGUGCAGAGCUGAUGCUGCUAAGGCUGCUGUAGCUGUACUGCACUCGGGGGCAAUUCAAGGUGUGACUGCAGCAUGGGUGUACCUGUAUCAGUAAGGGUUUGGAUUUGUCUGUGCCUCGUGCCUGAGCUGAUGGAGCCUGGCUUGGUUCUUGGAUCCUAGGGGUUGGGGCUAGCAAAGAGACUUCUUUACUUUCAAACGAAGCAGAUUUACUCUGGAGUAAGUCAGUACCCAUGCUCUUCCACAUGACCCCUCCCUGCAAUGCUGUACAGAGUUGCCAGUGCCCAUUGUUAAGGUGACCUGAUGCUUCCCUUUACAAGACUCUGUUUUCAGUGCUUAUAACUUUGCCAAAUGUUAUGCAUUUGGGCUGAUAUUUCCCAGGCCCAGUGUCUGCUGCAGGCUGAAUUGUUUUGGGAAGCUUCAGCCAAAACCAUUCAGCCACUUCUCAGAAUGAGAUCAGGUAAAAUAUGUUCUUGUGCCCAUGUCAAUCAAAAACUCUGACCCAUU
Molecule: messenger RNA, 8207 nt
Organism: Mauremys reevesii (Reeves's turtle)
Lineage: Eukaryota; Metazoa; Chordata; Testudines; Geoemydidae
Gene: LRSAM1
Product: leucine rich repeat and sterile alpha motif containing 1
Exons: 26
Coding region: 612-2786 (724 amino acids)
Molecular function (GO): protein binding
Source: RefSeq, a predicted model, not a curated record